Messenger RNA from Mycetomoellerius zeteki, 2560 nucleotides. RefSeq names its product zinc finger CCCH-type containing protein regnase 1 (gene Regnase-1). The transcript is spliced from 7 exons. The coding region runs from base 418 to 2475 and encodes 685 amino acids. Gene Ontology annotation, cellular component: cytoplasmic ribonucleoprotein granule; nucleus. Gene Ontology annotation, molecular function: metal ion binding; mRNA binding; RNA endonuclease activity. Lineage: Eukaryota; Metazoa; Arthropoda; Insecta; Hymenoptera; Formicidae. The record is from RefSeq and is a predicted model, not a curated record.
GAUCAGCGCCACCUCGUUCCUCGAUACGUAGCGACGGCAGUAGUGGUGGUGGUCUCGUCGCGCGCGACUGCUCCAUUCACCGGAUGGUCCGGAUACUCCGGAUUCACCCGUUAACCGUUGCAGCGAUCUGAUGAGUCUCGUGACUCGCCGUGCCCGUAGUGCCCGCACUCGCGUUCACGCGCAGUUGCGCCUCUUCGGUCAGCGCAACGUGAUCGAGAAGUAGUAUAUAUAUACGGCGCGGGAUAUUUCCAGGGAUCCAGUGAUACGUGAUCCAGCGGUCAAUUCGCUGGUGCGCGGUGAUCCGUCGGGAAAUGUGUCGCCGUUGUCCGACCGGCUAUUGAAAAGUGCAAGCCGCUCCCGUUCGAGCGCGAUUCUUGUUACGUGAGAAGGAUCUAUGCUCCGCAAUCCACGGAUAAAAUGACGGUUGCUGGAAAGAGAUACGUAGACUGCACAGUACUGGAUACGGGCAGCAUGCCAGACGCCGAGGACUCUUCAUACGACAGCGACUACGAAGCCGAGGAUUCGACAACAACAACGACGACGACGACGACAACAACGACAAUGACGGCGACAGCGGCGCGGUAUUCACGAUCGGAGUCGCAUAUAUCCCCAGCACAUCCGGACGUAUCUCGCACCACAUCGGACACUCUAGCGGCCGAGUUCGCGGAGUACGUUACCAUCCAGGGACCAUCACCCACGCAAAACCCAGGUUACACCGCUCGCGUGGAGUUCGCACUUAAGUUGGGCUACACCGAAAAAUUGGUGCAAGCGGCGCUGCAGAAAUUGGGCCCGGAUCCGGGUCAGAACGAGCUGUUGGCCGAGCUAAUCAAACUCGGAGCUACUUGCUCCCCAAAGUUUACCGACGGUCCAGAGGAAGUAGAUGAUCUACCGGACGCCGAGACAGACACCGAUGAAGGUGGAAGGUCGAUUUUGACCUCAAUGAUGGCGACGAAUGCCACGGUAAACGCGAUCUCAUCAAUGGACCUGAGGCCUGUUGUCAUCGACGGCAGUAACGUCGCUAUGAGUCAUGGCAAUAAGGAGGUAUUCUCUUGUCUCGGCAUCAAGAUUUGUGUUGAUUGGUUCCGUGCCAGGGGGCAUAAAGAGAUCACUGUCUUUGUGCCCAAGUGGCGGAAAGAAGCCUCGAGACCUGAUAAUCCGGUCACUGACCAAGAGAUCCUGGGCGAGCUUGAGAAGGAUCGUCUGCUUGUGUUUACGCCUUCCAGGUUGGUGGGUGGAAAGCGUAUGGUGUGUUACGACGAUCGGUACAUCCUGAAACUGGCCGCGGAGGUCGAUGGCAUUGUCGUCAGCAACGAUAACUACCGGGACUUGGCACAAGAGAAUCCCGAAUUUAGAAAGGUCAUAGAGGAGAGAAUUCUGAUGUACAGCUUUGUAAACGAUCGAUUUAUGCCACCAGACGAUCCACUCGGUAGGAGCGGACCUACAUUGGAGAAUUUUCUUAGAAUCGCUCCCAAAAAGGUCGAUCCUGCUCCUCCAUGUCCUUAUGCUAAGAAAUGUACAUACGGCAAUAAGUGCAAGUUCCGACAUCCCGAGAGAGGACCACAUCCACAUAAAUCUGUGACAGAACGAUUGGUGGAGCAUGCUCAGCGUCACUUACAAGCCCGUGGGCCCAGCCUGAGUCUGCCAUUGUCAUCCACAAACGCAUCCGUAUCUCCACAACAUCCGCCACUCUGCAAAACUAAAUCAGCCAUGCCACCGAAUGUCGUUCAAUUUUUGUCGUCCGUUCCGAAGAGUAGAUCAGUGGAAAAUGUCACAUCUGAUUUGUCUACAACUAGUCCCAUUAUGUACAGCCAGCAAAUGCCUUCUACACAAAAUUCUCAAGGUUACUCUUCCUCAGCGAACUGGCCCACAUCAAGAGUGAGUAAUCCCGAACAAGAACCGGUGAAACUGCAUCGCAAGCUACAGCGGCAAUUAACUCUGAAUCCAGCGUGUGAUCCGCGGCUUUAUCAACUCAGACGAUAUCAUCAACAGCAGCAAACCAGUCAGUCAUCGCAACAACAGCAAUCAGUCAUCAACUCAUCACGCUCUAAUAUGCAACACCGACCAUUGACGAGACUCGCCAGUAAUGACUCGUCGUAUCCAGGUACUGCCAGUAUGAGCUGGGAUUAUCCCGACUGCCUUCAGCCUCAUCACCAGCACGUGAUGCGUAUCGCAUCUGCCCCGGAUUCUUACAGAGCUUGGCCGCCACGCGGUACCGCCCUGGUGCCGCCAUCACGGGUGCAGAGGAUAGGUACCUCGGAUCCCCAAUUAAAUCUGUUACCAUCCCCGCCAUCUACAAGUUUACACGUGCCCUGGGGUAUGCAGACUCAGGACAUUCGACGUCGCCUACACUAUCAUCUCGCCAACAUUUUUCCCGAGGAGCAAGUGCAGGCUGUCAUGACGCUUCAUCCCCACGAGACCGAUCCCCAGCAGAUUUGCGCCGCCAUUUUGACGAUGUUUCCCAAGAAUCAGAAUUGAUGAUGAAUUUUAUUCAUGUUUAGAAUGUUCACGAGUUGGAACAUUGAAACUAUCUAUAUAUAGCAGUUAUGUUUUGUUAUUUUUA